AAUAAAGUGGAAAAAUUUUAUCUUUUUAAAAAAUAAUGAUUAUUUUAGGCCCCUGUCUAUUACUGGAAGAGCCCUACUGGAAGCAGUACAACGUACAUUCAUCAACUAACAUUAAGUGUGAUUCUGUCCGUUCAUUUUGUUAUCAAUCAUUGGAAAGGUAGGAUCAAGAAUACAUCAUGAAUGAAACCGAAUCUAAUGUGUACGACCUGAUAUAUCCCAGCCCUAUCACCCUGAAAGAAAUCUCAUCGAUCGUAGUUGCUGUGGACUUAUGGCGUAAAGAAAUCUGCUCACAUAUAGCAAGUGAGAGUUUAUCAAGAUUAAACUUAGAUUUUAAAGAAGGCGGCGUUCGAUUGAAAAACGUGAUUCCUAACUUGCCAUCUGCACUUUACGAUUUGCUGGAGGAUUACGUUACCAUAUUCGGAAAUUCAAUAUGGACAUGGCUGAAUUAUCAUUGGAGGGUUGUAUUCGCUCGCUGUGAUCAGGGUUAUUAGAUGAUUUUGAGCCGUUUCCAUGAUUUUUCAUGGGACUGGGCUGGCACCGUUCAUUAUGGGCGCACAGCCAAGCGUACGAUGUUGUGUGAUCAACUCACUGAUGAUGAGAAAUUCAAGAUCGCUUGUUUGUACUGCUUUGAAGAUGAUAUUAAACGGAUUUGGCCAUCUGUCAGCGCUAAGUUCGAUUCGCAUCCUGUUAAUUUUAAUCGCUAUCCAGAACUGUUCUACUGGAUUUGUUUUCUUAGAAAUGAACUAGACAAGGUACCCAAUCCACGUAAUGUAUCUAUGGACGAGGCGAUGCUUUAUAAAUGCACUUCGAAAUCGAUUAAUCUUCCAUUCGUGAAGUAUUUUUGGGAUCGUAUACCCUCUGAUAAACGGCUACAAAUAGUUAUAGAAAUGUUUAGGGAGUGGAAUUUAUUAUUUUGUAGAUUUAUAUUACAAAAAUUAAACAAACACCAACUUGAGAUGUUUAUGACCGCAAAAGGUGAUGUUUUGGUAGGGUUGGUGUUGGAGGCUGGAUCCGUUUCACAUCUAGAUAUUGCUUUCCGAACUUGGAUGUAUUUCUACGUUCGAAAUCAAAUCAGUAGUAGUCUUUUCAUUACUUUUGUCGAACGAUCAUUUCAGUUUGAGGCUGACGUCGGCAUCGAAUUCUACGCUGUUGGUGUAGGGAAUUUAUUCUGCAAGAUAUGGGAAAGUGCUCCGCAGCAUUGGAAACGAUUGGCGGUGGAACAUGUUGUAUCGAACAAUCCGUCAUAUAAUAACAGUUGGGUUUGCUCUAGGGGGCGUAAGCCAAUGAAAGUUCUUAUCACUCUAUUACAGGAUGCCAAUGUUGAAGAGAGAAACGUACUUUGCGUGAAAAUUGGCGUAAUUGGGUCAGUAUGUGUGGCGCAGAUAACAGUGAUUUGCUGGUAGUGAUGAAAUUGUGCUUACAAACAGAUACAGAAGACGAAAUUGCGCUAUUUAACAGAAACACGAUUGCGAGGUAUGAAAACAUCGCUGAGUACUGCGCACCGUUACUUGCACAAGCCUCCUUUAAAGAAUUGAAUGACUUUUUGUCUGUUUGCUGCCCGGAUCUUGAAAAAAGAAACGAGUUUAAACAACGAUUAUUGAGGUCAAAUUAUGUCGGCGAAAAUUCUAUACUGACAUCGAACGUAAUCGGAAAAAAUAAAUUGUUGAAUGAGUUCAUCAACGAUGCUUUUCAAGAUUCUGCUGAUCUCGGCGUUGAAUUUAGAAACCAAUUCGCAUCAUCGCCUGUUACUCAAAACUGUUUAUUCAAACGUAUUCCCUUGGCGUUGGAGGAUUUAGAUCCACUGAUGGAAUUUGUCGACAGUUUUUUUUCAGAUGAACAAAUAGUAGUGCCUUUGAAAAAACGCUUAUUUUUUGAACGUUUCAAAGAACACCGCCUGAUUAAUGGUGAUUUUUUUCACACAGAUAGUGACGAUGUAAUUCGAAGAUUUGUUAUUUGGUUGUUGGGUAGCGAAGACGAAGUUGCCAAAUUCAAGCAAUCGAUAUCAGUUGAGGAUAUUUUUCGCAAUAUGGUGCCACAGGUGCCAGCACAGCUGAGAUUUCCAAGUGGAGAAGUUGAUAAUGACGAUUACAAACCUGAAUUUCCUGAGAAGGUGGAUAAUUUUUUAAUGUGGUAUUUUAACAAAGACGAAGAAGAAAUUGACAAGUUUAUAAAGCUAUUUUCUGAUGAAAUGGCGGCGUUCGCUCCUAGAAAACGUAUGAAAAUGGGGCAAGCGUGGUCUAAUAAUUCUUCAAAUCAGGAUUCUUGCUUUUUUAGCUCGUUCAAUAAUUAAUAGCUAGCGUAUCCUUUACCGGUUUUGUGCCUUAUUCUUACUACACUGGUGAUAUUAUUGUGAAUUGUAGCUAGAUAUGGAUUAUAAUACUCGUAAUUAAUAUCUGUAAUGUUUUUUUUUUUUCAAAAUUCUCAGGAAUUAGUUUAGGAAAUUUGUGCUUUUUUUGUCAAAGCGUUCUAAAAUUACUGGUUUUUGGCAUGCUUUAAAAAGGCUGUUUUUGUUUUUUUUUGUUUUGAAGUUUGUCAAACACCUUGAUUUUCUACUUAGAUAUAUGUAUUUAUAUUGCGGAAAUCGCACAAUUUGUCGUUCAUUUAUUUUUAGUUUCACCUUAUUUACGUUCCUUCUUUGUGUUCAAUCGUGUAAUACAUUCAUCUUUAUAUUUUUAAAUUAUAUCACUUUAAUUUAAAUACAUUUUUCUAUUGUGCAAUCCU
Messenger RNA from Planococcus citri (citrus mealybug), 2721 nucleotides. RefSeq lists its product as uncharacterized. The record is from RefSeq and is a predicted model, not a curated record. Lineage: Eukaryota; Metazoa; Arthropoda; Insecta; Hemiptera; Pseudococcidae. The transcript has 2 exons. Bases 1370 to 2290 code for a protein of 306 amino acids.